Messenger RNA from Exophiala mesophila, 2709 nucleotides. RefSeq lists its product as hypothetical. The record is from RefSeq and is a predicted model, not a curated record. Gene Ontology annotation, cellular component: nucleus; cytoplasm. NCBI's taxonomy places the organism in Eukaryota, Fungi, Ascomycota, Eurotiomycetes, Chaetothyriales, Herpotrichiellaceae. The transcript is spliced from 2 exons. Gene Ontology annotation, biological process: regulation of gene expression; regulation of RNA metabolic process. Gene Ontology annotation, molecular function: mRNA binding. Bases 758 to 2206 code for a protein of 482 amino acids.
CCGAGACUCUUUCUCACCCACAACACAUCUUCAAAGUCCAGUUCCAAGUCAAUCUCGUAGCUUGACGCCAGCAGACUUGAGCGUGAAACUCUUUCUUUGAUUGUCCUUUCGUUCGCUUACACUCUUCUCGAGUGAUCUCACCGCUGAUUUCGCGGCUCCUCCAUUCUCCCAUUAGCCUGCCACGCCCUGCCUCACCCUCCUGUUCAGCCACUUGCUUGUCCUCCCGCCAUCUCCUUCGCCAUCGCCAUCGUCAGAUCACUCAUAUCGUCAACCUCUGGUUGUCUGAGUUAAGUCCACAGUUGCUCUGCAUCCGUUGUCCUGCUUGCGGGGAUCGGAGUACGGCAAACUGCCCUGAUUCAAAGCGUUCCUUGCAUCACCCAAACCUAUCUGUCCAUCCACCUACCCACCCAUCCACCUUCCACCUCUCUUCCUCCACGGCCUGUUCCUUGACCGUCUAUCUCAUCACAUCAUACGUUUGAACACGCGCUCCACUCCACCCACAAUCUCUGAGCCUUUUCCCGCGUCUCUUCGACUUCCUCAAAAAGCACAUAAACAUCUCCAUUCCACCAACACUCCAGCCUAUCCUUCUACACCACCCGCCCUCCUCCUCGCAUUUGGACUUUGGCAAUCCCCCUUCCUAGCACCAGCACCAGCCCGUUUUCCUUGGACGCACUGGUGUACAUAAUCUCAAGAUCAAUAAUCAAAGAUACCAUUGAACAAAAUACAUCUCUGCACACGUGACUGGACGUCACGCGACAUGUCUGCCUCACCCACGUCAACCACCGCCAUGUCUUCUGCUAAGCGGCCCUUGGAAGACCCUUCAUCUCCCUCAGCCCCAACUGACCUGCCAGACGCGAAACGACCAGCUCUGAACAAGGCCGCACAAGAAGAGCCCGCCUCCCACACCCUGGAGUCGGCCACUUCUUCCGGUGUCCCAGCUGCGACUGCAACUACCCUGCCGCCUCCUCCGACGACCAAUGGCGCCGCUGAAGCCCACUCGGAUGUCCCGUCCUCCGCCACGGCUCAUUCGUCUGUGCAGCCGUCCGUUCCUGAAACCCAGCCCAUCCUCUCCACCGCCUCCGAAAACGAACGAGCAACCUCCGAGUCCCAUGGCCUCCCCGUUCAGGACGAAACCAAUUGGAUUCAUAUUCGCGCCGUAAUCUCCAGCGCCGAGGCCGCCACCUGUAUUGGCAAGGGCGGUGAAAAUGUAACUCAGAUUCGCAAGCUUUCUGGUGCGAAAUGCACCGUCAGCGACUACUCACGUGGCGCUGUUGAGAGGAUCCUAACCGUCAGCGGUGCCCAGGACGCGGUUGCCAAGGCUUUUGGUUUGAUCAUUCGUACAUUAAACAACGAACCCUUGGAGGCACCAUCGACGGCACAGUCCAAGACAUAUCCUCUACGACUUCUCAUCCCCCACAUUCUCAUCGGCUCGAUCAUCGGCAAAUCGGGGGUGCGUAUUCGUGAGAUCCAAGAAGCUUCUGGCGCACGUCUCAAUGCUUCAGACUCUUGCUUGCCACUGUCGACAGAGCGCUCUUUGGUGGUGCUCGGUGUUGCAGAUGCGGUCCAUAUCGCCACAUAUUACGUCGCGGUGACUCUGGUCGAGCAGUUGACGGAGCGGUUUGGAGGCCCAGCCGCCUCGGCCUAUGCCACCAGGAGUGGAGGACCUGCUGGUGUUGUCCCAGGGGGCAUGCAAGUCGUUCCAUAUGUGCCACAACCUGCAGGAGGUCAAUUUGGCCAUCCAGAUUCCUACAAGCGACACAACACCGCCCCACCGCAAAGAAUGCCUCCUCAGCCAUUCGUUGGUGCGCCUGCUCCUGGUCCUGCUCAACAAGUCUACCCUCAUCAUGCACAAGCAUAUGCAGCCACACCUCGAACGCCGAGUUACGGUGGACCAGUGCCACAGCCAGGAGCAUACGGGGGCCAGCCAACUCCUCAACCCGGUCCACAUGGGCAACCUGGGCAGCCGCCCCAGUCAAUGCCUGGACAGCCCAUCACCCAGCAGAUCUACAUUCCCAACGACAUGGUGGGUGCCAUCAUUGGUAAGGGAGGGGCCAAGAUCAAUGAAAUCCGCCAUCUCAGCGGCAGUGUGAUCAAGAUCAAUGAGCCUCAGGACAACAGCAAUGAGCGACUGGUCACCAUUACUGGCACCCAGGAAUGCAACCAGAUGGCGCUGUACAUGCUCUAUUCAAGGCUCGGUGAGUCCUGAUCCUAACUUGGCUUCCCGUGCUUCAUAGCAGCUUUGUUGUCUAACUUGAUACAGAGAGUGAAAAACACCGAAUUUGAACAAUGGACCAUGGCCGGGACCGAUAAUGCCCAGUUCAAAACUCCUCGUCGCUAUUCCGUGAGCUCCCUCGUAGAAUUGAGACUAUAGGGCAAGAGUCGAUGGGCAUUGAUACCUAGGCAGUUGAGCCCAAGGUUGGAAAGACACGGCACCGUGGGACACAGGUCCAUGCCUCUUGAAAGUGCAGAAGGCAGGCAAUUUGAUUCCCUCCAGUGACGAGGCAUGAAGGCUAUCUCCCCACAAACGGGGAGCUUCGCUGUGACGGUUUAGAGGGAAGGCCGAGAAAGUCGCGAGAAGCUGAAAACAGCGGCGGCAAUGUUGAGUGAUGGAAGACGCGACGGCAAGAUAGAUGGUCAUCCAACGAGACAUAUUGUAUGACAAUAAUAAUUAGGUGUCGUGAACACGACUCACGUGGAAAUGUGUGUAAA